Molecule: messenger RNA, 2097 nt
Organism: Penicillium pulvis
Lineage: Eukaryota; Fungi; Ascomycota; Eurotiomycetes; Eurotiales; Aspergillaceae
Exons: 6
Coding region: 1-2097 (698 amino acids)
Biological process (GO): transcription initiation at RNA polymerase III promoter
Cellular component (GO): transcription factor TFIIIC complex
Molecular function (GO): histone acetyltransferase activity
Source: RefSeq, a predicted model, not a curated record
AUGUCUAGCUCGGUGGAGCUGUCUCUCUUUCCAUCCUGUUUUGGGGCCCUUGACUGGUCCCCAGACGGAGAACUUGCCGUGGCCGCGGGUGAUCAAGUUCAGAUAUUGACAUGGAGACCUGCGAACCACAAAUCAGAACAAGGAGACCACAAUGGCUGGCAAAUUACCCGCAUUCCAAAGGUCAAUGUCUUCACGGUUGCUGAGUGGGGCAUGAUUUACCCGCAAAACCGAGAUAACUUCUCCAUCGCCGUGGAACAGUCACCUAGUUCCGUGAUAGGACUUUCAUGGUCACCACCAGGCCUAGCUCGGUACCGAAGGAGUGUCUUGGCCAUCUGGACCUCCAACCUGAUUCUUUCCCUCUGGGAACCGGUUGGAAUUAAUGGCCAGUGGACUCGGGUCUGCAUAGUGAACCACGCACUUCAGCCGAAUCCAGGAUCUCAAGAUAUCGGUGGUCUUGACCUUCGCAGGGCAAGCAUCCGCUCUUUCCAUUGGUGCUCGCCACUGCAAGUUUCCGCCGACGGGCCUGAAUCAGCAACAGCACCCGAGUCUCGCUGGGGUGUCCAGAUGCUGGCCAUCGCAAAUGAUGCUAAUGAGGUGGCUCUACUUCGGGUACACCGGCCAAGUGGAUUGCAAGCUUCAUCAGAUGCAUACAUAAUAACCAAGUUGACUGCCUGCCCCUUGAAUGGAGUUGACAAGCAGUUUCCAAUGGCUAGCUCUGGAUCACUCUUGCAAAGUGCGCUUCGAUCCAAAGCGCGGAUCACCUCAGUCAUGUGUGGUCCGUGGCUUAACUUACCCACAUUGGACAAUGGUCCUGUGCACUCCGCAAGGACACUGGUUGCAGUCGUUUAUGGAACAGAGCUCCGGAUUCUACAGGCCACUGUUGCGCUAGGGGGAGUCCGACCACGAAGUGGAAGUUACACCACGAUACGAAGCAAUGGUCCCCUCGAAUGGUUACAUACGAGCCAGUCCGAAAUGAUUGUUCUCGCAGUGGGAAUGAUUGGUGGUGUUCUCGCACUUUCCUUUCCUCGGUCCGUGUGUGAUGGCAGUGAGACAGAUAUUGCUGGGAUCAAGACUCAAGAAUGGCCUUGCUCAUCCUUGCCUACUCCAGAGGGCGAAUCAUUUCCUCGGAAUCUGGAGCACGUUUCAAGCUUAUUGACCACUCUAGCCGAACAACAUAACACAUGUACUCUUCAAAUGGGCACAUUGGGUGGCUUAGGGACUAUCAUUACCAUGAAUCAAUCCAGUGCUCUUGGACCGUGGCAAGUUCCACUCUGGAUGAAAGUGGUCGAAGAAUUCCGAGAAGACUACGAUCUGGAUCGUGAUCUGGGAGGAUACACCGCAGCCCGUGUUUGGGGUUUAUCAACGUACCGCGGUCUAACUGCGGCUCUCUUCACAAGACAUCCGACAGAUAUGGUUGAAUACCGCGUUGCCUCUAACGAGAGAGCAACCAUCAUAUUCACGAAUGAAAAUACACUGGAGGCCCCGGAUUUCAGCACCUUGUUCGCACCACAUACGGUGGAUAGCGAACCGCAAUUCGCUCGCGAUCAACGAGAAAAGGCCAUUUCGUCGGUACUUGCCAGCGGUGAACAGGAUAUGGGAUCAAAUGAAGAGGAUGAAAAGCUCGUCUACGCUGCAGCGUGCUGCGCUAUAGUGGAUGGACACAAUGACUCCAUUCGCGCCCAAGCUCGAAAGUCCUUAGAGCGAUUGGCAAAUAGCACAGGGGCGGAUCUGAGCGACGAAAUUUCCAAAUGUAGCCUUGAAUCCUCAACCAUCUUGGCCAAGUCAAUUGAUCAGCAAACAAUGCCCGGCGGUCAUUUGUUCGAAUAUUGUGAGAUCUGCGAAACAGGCCUUGCGUGGGAUUCUGUGAACGAAGCGCAAUGUGCAAAUGGGCAUCUCUUGGUACGCUGUGGACUGAGCUUCAUGGCAAUACAGGAGCCUGGUAUAUCCAAGUAUUGCCCAAUUUGCCGAACGGAGUAUUUCGACGAGGAUCUUCUUGCCCGCGUGCGCAAAGGUCAUGUUGGCCCAAAGUUCAUGCGGCUUUUUGAAUCGUUUGAUACGUGCAUCUUCUGCGACAUGAAGUUUCAGGCUAGUGUUUAG